UUUAUAAGGGGCAAAGUCAAAAGAGAGAGAAAGAGAAAGAGAGAGAAAGAGAGAGAGAGAGAGAGAGAGAGAGAGAGAGAGAGAGACAGACAGAGACAGACAGAGGGGGAGACACUGUGGAGUGAACAAGACACCAAGCUGUGAUAUUAAAACCUCCACCUCAGGGUGUGUGAGGACGGAGUAACAUCCUGCUGUGUAGCUGAAGUCUGUGUUUUUAUUCACUGUUCUACUGUCAUACAUCAACCUGCAGGAUGAAGACUUUACUGACCGCCUACUCACAGGUUACAAAGGGUUCAGGCUCUCGGUUCCUCUCAGCUCUGCAGGAUCUGCCCUCAGCUCCCUGGCUCUCGAGAUCCAAACUGGUAAAGCAGCUGCAAGCCAUCUCUGUCCUCCAGUUCGUCCUCUCCUUCCUCGCUAUGGGCAUUGCAGCCACUGUGCUGCUGCUCUACCUGCUGUGCACAGACUGCUGGGUAAUUUCUGCUGUUUACAUCGCCUGGCUCAUCUUUGACUGGAACACACCUAAACAAGGUGGCCGUAGAUCAUCGUGGGUAAGAAACUGGACGGUCUGGAAGUAUUUCAAAGACUAUUUUCCUAUCCGACUCAUCAAGACCCAUAACUUACCACCCAACCGUAAUUACAUCUUCGGUUAUCAUCCUCACGGCAUCUUCUGCUUCGGAGCCUUCUGUAAUUUCUCCACUGAGGCGACCGGAUUCUCCAAGAAGUUCCCAGGGAUCAAGCCGUCCCUCGCAACGCUGGCCGGGAACUUCCGCCUACCCCUGCUGAGGGACUAUUUAAUGUCUGGAGGUAUUUGUCCAGUGAAUCGGCAUUCCAUUGAUUAUCUCCUGUCGUGUAACGGGACGGGAAACGCUGUGGUCAUCGUUGUGGGCGGAGCUGCUGAGUCUCUGGACUGCGUCCCAGGCAUGAACGCAGUCACCCUGAGAAACCGCAAAGGCUUCAUCAAACUUGCACUGCAGAAAGGAGCGGACCUGGUGCCUGUGUACUCGUUUGGGGAGAACGAGUCCUAUAAGCAGGUGAUAUUUGAGGAGGGUUCAUGGUGGCGUUGGGUUCAGAAGAAGCUGCAGAAGCUGCUGGGUUUCGCUCCCUGUAUCUUCCACGGCUGUGGGUUUUUCUUCACCGAGUCAUGGGGCUUCGUCCCAUAUGGAAAACCCAUCAACACUGUCGUUGGAGAACCUAUCACAGUGCCCAAGCUGGAGGAGCCGACUCCGGACGUGGUGGAAAUGUACCACACCAUGUACGUCAACUCUCUCACCACGCUCUUCGACAAAUACAAGACACGCUUCGGCCUGAAAGAGUCCGACAUCCUCCUCAUUCACUGAAGACAAGGAAGAAGAAUGUUGCCUUUUAAAAACAAGAGAAAACUGUGUUAAAUAUUUCUCCAUCACACAAACACACACCACCUGAAACCUGAGCCAGAUAAACCAUGAUCAUGGCUGUGUUCCAAUUCUGUCUGCGUGCCUUCUGCUCUUGGCCCUCAAAGCAUGAUCUCAAGAACAAAUCCUUUUUCUUUUGGAAGAUAGAAUAAUAAACUACAGAUGCCUUAAUUUGUAUAAUGAAACCUGCUCUCUUGAAACCUGAUGAUCUUAUAUCUCUCGCUCCUUCAGAUUAACCAUUCAAGUUGUCAGUUCACCCAUUUAAGAGUCUGCACACUCAUGUUUCAUGCGAAUGUUAGACGAGAUGAGCAUUAAAUGAGCGUUAGAUGAUUGA
Tachysurus fulvidraco (yellow catfish) is the source of this 1725-nucleotide messenger RNA. RefSeq names its product diacylglycerol O-acyltransferase 2 (gene dgat2). The transcript has 9 exons. Bases 252 to 1337 code for a protein of 361 amino acids. Lineage: Eukaryota; Metazoa; Chordata; Actinopteri; Siluriformes; Bagridae. The record is from RefSeq and is a predicted model, not a curated record. Gene Ontology annotation, molecular function: diacylglycerol O-acyltransferase activity. Gene Ontology annotation, cellular component: endoplasmic reticulum membrane. Gene Ontology annotation, biological process: triglyceride biosynthetic process.